Molecule: messenger RNA, 1532 nt
Organism: Vanrija pseudolonga
Lineage: Eukaryota; Fungi; Basidiomycota; Tremellomycetes; Trichosporonales; Trichosporonaceae
Product: Putative succinate-semialdehyde dehydrogenasec [NADP(+)]
Exons: 2
Coding region: 51-1532 (493 amino acids)
Biological process (GO): GABA catabolic process
Cellular component (GO): cytoplasm
Molecular function (GO): succinate-semialdehyde dehydrogenase (NAD+) activity
Source: RefSeq, a predicted model, not a curated record
CAGCUCUUGGACAGCCACCUCUCCAUCUAUUGCGAUACCACCCAAGCACCAUGCCGACCCUUUUCCCGAAUACCACCCCAGAAAACCCACUCGGUCUGGACGACCCAACGCUCUUCAUCCAGGCCAGUAUCAUCAACGGGGAGCACAUUACCCGCGCCGCCACCUUCGUCGUAGAUGACCCGGCCACGGGGAACAGUAUCGGCACCUGCCCGGACAUGGGGGUUGACGAUGUGCGCACCGCCAUCGACACGGCACACUCUGCGUUCCAGUCCUUCCGAGCCACGCCCCCACUGCAGCGCCAAGCAUAUCUCACCAAGCUCCACUCCCUCAUCCUCAACAACGCCGACGACCUCGCCCGUCUCAUCGUGUGGGAGAACGGCAAGGCAUGGCCCGAUGCAGUCACCGAGGUGGCAUAUGCCGCGUCCUACGUCCAAUGGUUCGCAGGCGAGGCGGUGCGCCAGAACGGCGAGGUGAUUGCAGCCACCGCAAACCGCAGCUUUGUCAUCAAGCAGCCCAUUGGCGUCUGCGCCCUCCUCGUUCCAUGGAAUUUUCCCAUUGGGAUGAUCGCGCGGAAAGUGGCCCCCGCGUUGGCAACUGGCUGCACGGCCGUUGUCAAGGUCCCGUCCGAGACGCCGUACACAAACCUCGCGUUUGUUGAGCUGGUGCACCGAGCAGGGGUUCCCGGCGGAGUGGUGAACGUUGUCACUACGCACAAGCACCUCGUCGACGUGGGGAAGGAGCUCACGACCAACACCAAGAUCGCCAAGGUAUCCUUCACUGGAUCUACGCGCGUCGGCAAGAUCCUCGCUGGCCAGGCUUCGACGACGCUGAAGAAACUUUCUCUCGAGCUGGGAGGAAACGCCCCCCUCAUCGUCUUUGAGGACGCCGACAUCCCCACCGCGGUGAUGGGCACGCUGGCGUCCAAGUUCCGCGGGUCAGGCCAGACUUGCGUGUGUGCAAACAGGAUCUACGUGCAUGAGAGUGUGUAUGAGGCCUUUGCGACCGCCUUGGCGGAGAAAGUGAAGCUGUUCCGAGCGGGCCCUGGGUUCGCGGACGGCGUGACUCAUGGCCCGUUGAUUCACAAGGCGGCCGCCGACAAGGUGGUGCAACACAUCGACGAUGCCGUGGCGCGUGGGGCGCGGGUCAUGGCGGGUGGACGGAAGAUCAGCGCCACACUCCUCGAGCCGACGCUACUUGUCGAUGUGGCGCCAGACUGUUUGCUCACCACCGAGGAGACAUUUGGCCCGCUGGCGGCCUUGAUUCGCUUCUCCACUGAGGACGAGGUCCUGCGGCUCGCCAACGCGAGCGAGGUCGGGCUGGCGGGAUACUUCUUCUCCAACGAUGCUGACCGCAUCUGGCGGGUGGCCGAAGUUCUCCAGGUCGGUAUGGUGGGAGCCAACACUGGCGUGAUAUCCAGUGCGCUCGUGCCGUUUGGAGGGGUCAAGGAGAGUGGGUACGGCAAGGAGGGCGGGAGGGAGGGGACAGACGAGUACCUCGUCAAGAAGCUCGUCGUUAUGGGUUCUAGGGUCUAG